GAGAACCACUCCUCACCAGGAUCACAGCCUCCGAGGACUCGACUCAUUGGCCGUGCUUCAUCCUCAAACAUGGCGUCCGUCAUGCAGGCUCUCAAUGCCUCUUCCACCGACGCCCCGAACCCUCUCUACGUCGACAUUGCCGUCGCCUCGCCGGGACUCGUCAACAAAAUCUUCGACAGUGCGACGCCGGUGAACGUCUUUGGCGCCUUUCUGGCAUUGUUCGUCGCCGCCGUCAUCUACGACCAAUGCUCCUACUGGACUCACAAAGGCACUCUCGCUGGAGACGCCUGGAAAAUCCCAUUCGUCGGACCCUUUCUCGAGAGCGUCAAUCCUCAGUUCAGCAAAUACCACCAGAAAUGGCUGUCCGGCGCGUUGUCAUGCGUCUCCGUCUUCCACAAGUUCGUGGUCAUUGCCGCUACUCGUGACAUGGCUCGCAAGGUCCUGAACUCGCCAGCAUACGUCAAGCCUUGUGUGGUGGACGUCGCGCACAAAUUGCUGCGACCGGAGAAUUGGGUGUUCCUGGACGGGAAGGAGCACGUUGAAUAUCGCAAGGGUCUGAAUGGAUUGUUUACGCGAACGGCGUUGGAGACGUACCUCCCGGGACAAGAGGAGGUGUACAAUGAAUACUUUGAGGAGUUCCUUCGCGAAUCGCAAGCGGCUGGCAAGCCAAAGGCGUGGGUAUACUACCUCCGCGAGUUGAUGUGUGCUGUGUCAUGCCGCACUUUCGUCGGACACUACAUGUCGCGUGAAGGCGUGAAGAAGAUUGCGGAUGAUUACUACAACAUUACGGCUGCUUUGGAGUUGGUCAACUUUCCGAUCAUCCUCCCAUUCACCAAGACAUGGUACGGCAAGAAGGCUUCGGACAAGGUUCUCGAGGCGUUCGCAAACUGUGCUGCAAAGGCAAGGAUUCGCAUGAAGCAAAAGGGUGCUCAGCCAGAGUGCAUCAUGGACCGCUGGCUUAUGCAAAUGAUCGAGUCUGAUCGCUACCGCGAGCGAAUCGCCAACGGAGAGAAGGUUCCUCAAGAAGAGAAGCCAGCCAUGCUUCUACGCAACUUUUCCGACCUGGAGAUCAGCAUGACUGUUUUCACGUUCUUGUUCGCCUCGCAAGAUGCCACUUCAAGUGCUGCUUCUUGGAUGCUCCAGCUCGUCGCUGAUCGUCCUGAAGUGCUUCAGAAGGUUCGGGAGGAGGGCCACCGACUUCGUCCAGAUCCAAACCAUCCGGUGUCGCUUGAAACACUCGAGAAGAUGGAAUACACCCGUGCCGUCGUCAAAGAAACUCUCCGGUACCGCCCACCCGUGCUCAUGGUCCCUUACCUUGUCAAGAAGGACUUUCCGAUCCCCGAAGCCAACUACGUCGCCAAGAAGGGCACAAUGAUCAUCCCUUCAACAUGGCUCUCACUGCACGACCCUGAAGCCUACGAGAAUCCCGACGAAUUCGCACCCGAACGAUGGACGGUCGGAAACGCUGAAGAGCAAGGCAAGAAUUGGCUGGUAUUCGGCACGGGACCGCAUUACUGUCUCGGCCAGACGUAUGCGGUGUUGAACUUGAUGUUGAUGUUGCACAAGCUGAGCAAGGAGUAUGAGUGGGAACAUCAGAUUACGGACAAGAGUGAGGACAUUCGGGUCUUUGCGACGAUUUUCCCAAUGGAUGAUCUACUUUUGAAGUUUAAGAGGAGGGAUCCGGCGAUGGUCGCAGCAGGAGCAUAAUGAGCUGGAAUCGGGUUUCCGGGGUCCUGGUGUUUUCAUGAGCAUUUUGCUAGGUUUUGGUUGAAAAGAUGGAUUGAGAUGAGAAAGGAGGCAACUAUGGCAUCUCCUCUUGGUUUAAUGCAUGAAGAAAGUGCGCGCCGCGAAACAGAGCAGGCGUGCAUGGGCGAUUGUCCAUCGUCCUUUUAGACAAGUCCUAGAGUUCAGUAGAGCAUUUAGACGAUUGUUGUAUAUAUCCCUUUAAGAUUUUCUG
This is a messenger RNA of Zymoseptoria tritici IPO323, 1957 nucleotides long. It is a transcript of the gene CYP-70, whose product is annotated as ERG5, C-22 sterol desaturase. The transcript is spliced from 3 exons. Gene Ontology annotation, molecular function: iron ion binding; oxidoreductase activity, acting on paired donors, with incorporation or reduction of molecular oxygen; monooxygenase activity. Gene Ontology annotation, biological process: sterol metabolic process. The coding region runs from base 70 to 1707 and encodes 545 amino acids. The record is from RefSeq and is a predicted model, not a curated record. Lineage: Eukaryota; Fungi; Ascomycota; Dothideomycetes; Mycosphaerellales; Mycosphaerellaceae.